Panthera uncia (snow leopard) is the source of this 2780-nucleotide messenger RNA. It is a transcript of the gene MRPL30, whose product is annotated as mitochondrial ribosomal protein L30. Lineage: Eukaryota; Metazoa; Chordata; Mammalia; Carnivora; Felidae. The transcript is spliced from 6 exons. Gene Ontology annotation, cellular component: mitochondrion; large ribosomal subunit. Gene Ontology annotation, molecular function: structural constituent of ribosome. The record is from RefSeq and is a predicted model, not a curated record. Bases 27 to 611 code for a protein of 194 amino acids. Gene Ontology annotation, biological process: translation.
CCGGAACUAAAGUGCCGGGGUUGACUAUGAGUACGCUAUAUGACGGCCGGGUUUGUGUGUUGCGCUUCGUGGGCGCCCGUCUGCUCUGCUUCCCCUCGCCUUUGAAGAGAACAGUCACCACACUCAUGGCAGGGAUUUUGCGCUCAGUAGUUCAGAAGCCCCCAGGUGGACUCCAAACUGUAACAAAAGGUGUGGAGUCUCUCAUUUGUACAGAUUGGAUUCGUCACAAAUUUACCAAGUCAAGAAUUCCAGAUAAAGUAUUUCAGCCUUCACCUGCAGAUCAUGAAAAAUAUGGUGGGGAUCCACAGCACCCUCAUAAACUACAUAUUGUUACCAGAAUAAAGAGUACAAAAAGACGUCCAUAUUGGGAAAAAGAUAUAAUAAAGAUGCUUGGAUUAGAAAAAGCACAUACUCCUCAAGUUCACAAGAAUAUACCUUCAGUGAAUGCAAAACUGAAAGUGGUUAAACAUUUGAUAAGAAUCCAGCCCCUGAAGUUGCCGCAAGGACUUCCAGAGGAAGAGGACAUGUCUAACACGUGCCUCAAGAGCACUGGGGAAUUAGUGGUGCGGUGGCAUCUAAACCCUGUAGAUCAGGAAGCAGUUAAGUCCUAAUGCCAGAGCAGUUUCAUAUUUAAAAAUGUAAAUCAUUUUUAUUUAAAGAUAGAAAGUGUUCUCAUUAAAAUAUAUUUUAAAUUCUAGCCAUUUUCACUGGCUAAACAUGGUGUGAUUUCUUCCUUAUAUAGGCUUGGAAGUUUCAGUGCUGGUAUUUGAUUUAACUCUCUUUUCUGUCUGAUAGUUUCACUGCAGAAUGGGCUGGAGUGGUAUUGUUUAAACAUCUGGGUUCAGAUGUCACCUUAGCAGUCACCAUUGACUUGUUUAAAAUAUUGUUUUCUCUUUUAAUUGAACGCAACAAAUUCCUUGAGUGUCCCUUUGAGUGAGCACUGUGUUACGUGUUGGGGAAAUGCACAGCAGACCAGAACAUGGUCCCUGCCCAUCAGGAGUUUAGUCUCUUGCUAGAGAACAGAGAUUCGGCCACAGUCAUUAAACAUUGGGUGUAGCUAGAUUGACUGCUUUGUGCUUUAGUGUCUAUAAGUAUAUAUGUAGAGUUGGCUGCAUUUUAUUCUUAAAUUUAAUACCAAAAAUAGUAUCUUUUUCUAAUUAUAAAUCUGAAUUGGCCCAAAUUUUGUUGAUGUUCUUUGAGUUCCUAAGAAAUCUCUGCCAACGGUUGAGGUAAUAUUUAAAAGAUGAGAAAGAAGGGAGAAAUCUUUUAGGGAGAAUUGUUUUAUUUCCUUUUUUUUUUUUUUUUUUUCUUUCCUAUUUCAGAUACCUGGAGGGGUUGGGAGAAGUAAGAAUUGUAGGACAGGUUCAAUAGUGGGAAGUUUUGUGGCAGCUAAUCAAAGAUGAUGGUGAAGAAUCUCUGAAUUCUAGUUGCCUAUUUCCCUUUGUCUUUUGUGAGGUUUAGUUUGGGCAACAAUAACAUUGGCAUACUACUCAUAAUUUGUGUAGUAUUCAUCCUGUCAUAGGUCUUGAUGUUUUAGAGCAUUCAGAAUUGCUACCUGAAAUGAGCCAGAUAUCAUUAAUUACUAAGCUUGAAUGCAAUUACAGUUUCAAUUCAACAAUUAUGAAAUAUCUAGUAUAUGUAAGGCCUGGAGGAGACCUUAAAGCCAGAGGACACUAACUUUAGAGAGCUCAUUCUAGUUAGAGAAACCUGUAUGCUACAACAAAAUGUGUCCCUGCUGGAGGUGGUUUGAGGAUAGCUGUGUUAAUAAAAGCUGGUCCCUGCUAAUUUAUUGCCAUCUCUUUCACUAUACUAAUAUUAAUGUUUAAAAUGGGGAAAAGAACAUUGGUUAAUUUUUACCCAAAGAUUCUAAUAAAGUUUAGGUAAGUAAUUUUAACCUCAACAGUCCAUGACUAGAAAAAAGGACCUAAAUGUUAAGUUGAAUAUUUGUAAGUAAAAUUGUCUAUAAGGAGAAAAGUAUAAGGCACACAUGGGUAUAACCUAGUGCAUUAGUUUUCUAUUGCUGUGUAACUAAUUACCACAAACCCAGUUGCUUAAAGCAACACGCACUUAAUCAUCCCACUGUUUCUGUGGGUCAGAAGUCUGGGCUUAGCUGGGCUUAGUCACUUACGGUUUCACAAGGCUGAGUUCUCCUCGGCCUUGACUGGGAAAGGAUCUGCUUCCAAGCUCUCUCAUUUCAUUUGCUUGUGAUUGUAGGAUUCAUGGCAAGUUGUUUCUUCAAAGGCAGUCAGUGUUGAAGAGAGAAACUAGCAAGAUGUGUGCUAAUGAGGGAGCACAAGGCAAGCUGACAGACCACAAACACCCCCCACAACCCAACCAGGUGGGAUAUGUGUGAUACUCCUCAGGCACUCCUGGCUGCCCAAGAACAAAGGAGAGCGGAAAACAAAAGGUUAACUGAUAGAGAUCAUAGUCCUUCAGGACCUAGGUCUCCGCUAGCCCUCCACAGUGGGAAAUAAAGGCAGAAGGAAAUGGCAGAUAGAACUCCAGUCCCUUGUAACAUGCAGCCCAUUGACAAAUACUUGAGGCUGGCAGAGUAAAAUGUUUCUUUAGGAACACCCUACUGUCUUAAUGUUUUGCUAGAAGGAAAAACAGCCUUAGCUUGACAAUAGCUAGGCCUCCAGUGUCCUGUGAGUCUUUAGCAUAUGAAAAUCUCCCUGGAAACUUCCCCUGGACUUUACCUCCCCCAACCCUAUAGUAUAUAAUCAGUCUUUCCUCAUCAUCCAGGGCAGGGUGCUUAAAUAAAAUCACCUUUUUGCACCAAA